This is a messenger RNA of Chrysemys picta bellii (western painted turtle), 6769 nucleotides long. RefSeq names its product nudix hydrolase 3 (gene NUDT3). Gene Ontology annotation, cellular component: nucleus; cytoplasm. Gene Ontology annotation, molecular function: diphosphoinositol-polyphosphate diphosphatase activity; bis(5'-adenosyl)-hexaphosphatase activity; bis(5'-adenosyl)-pentaphosphatase activity. Gene Ontology annotation, biological process: diadenosine hexaphosphate catabolic process; diadenosine pentaphosphate catabolic process; adenosine 5'-(hexahydrogen pentaphosphate) catabolic process. The record is from RefSeq and is a predicted model, not a curated record. NCBI's taxonomy places the organism in Eukaryota, Metazoa, Chordata, Testudines, Emydidae.
CGCUGCCUUUACGCCGUUUGCGUAGCGUGCCCCAAGAUGGCGUCGUGGUCGUCGUUGGCGGCGGCCGGAGAGCUGGCGGCGGCGGCAGGGCUGGUGGAGCUGACGGGGGGGAUGAGGCGGGCGAGAGGCGGCAGCGUCAGCAGCGUGUAGCGGAGGCUCCCGGCGUGUGACAGACUCUCCUGGGAGGCGGGUCCCCGCUGCCGGAGACCGGCGGGUCCCACUCCCCUCAGGGCCGCCCCCCCGCCGCCUUAUUCCCCACUGGGCCUUGCGCCCCAUCCGCGGUGUCCUCCGCUCCGCCUGGGCCUAGAGCCGAGCCCCUUCCGCCUCCUCUCAGCGCCCCGGAGCCGAGCCCCCACUCAGCCCCCUCGCUGCCCCCCCUUCCCCAGAACGGAGGAUGAUGAAGCUCAAGUCCAACCAGACUCGCACCUACGACGGGGACGGGUACAAGAAGCGGGCGGCCUGCCUGUGCUUCCGCAACGAGAGCGAGGAGGAGGUGCUCUUGGUGAGCAGUAGUCGCCAUCCAGACAGAUGGAUUGUCCCAGGAGGUGGCAUGGAACCCGAGGAGGAGCCCAACGUGGCUGCUGUGCGGGAAGUCUGUGAAGAGGUAUGUACCCAACAAGAACAGAACACCUGGAAUCACUCUAUGGCUGGAGUGAAAGGGACAUUAGGAAGAUUAGUAGGAAUUUUUGAGAAUCGGGACAGGAAACACAGAACAUAUGUUUAUGCACUUAUUGUCACAGACGUGUUGGAAGACUGGGAGGACUCUGUCAAUAUUGGAAGGAAAAGGGAAUGGUUUAAGAUAGAAGAUGCUAAAGAAGUUCUGAAGUCCCACAAACCAGUGCAGGCCUCAUACUUUGAAACCUUGAGACAAGGCUGUUUGGCAAACAACGGCACUCCUGUCAUGACCGCUUCAUACACUGACUCUAACGAGAGCUCUGUCUCUGACAUCAGAUGACUGAAGACGUCCCUAUAAAAGAGAGUUUUGGAAAAUAGACUGAAACAUGGAUUUCCCCCCUCCUCCCUCUCCCACCCCCUUUCACAUGCUUCCUCUGUCGAACAAGGCAUGGGCAGCGGCCUGUGGCAAAGCAAGUGUUAAGAGUGUUGCAGUUUAGUGCAAGGUGGGGUUUUUUGCUUUUUUUGGAUAUGUAUUUUGUAAAAUACAUUUUGUGCAUGAAGUGCCCCUUUCCCUUUACACCGCUACCCUGGCCUGGAGAGCGACGCUGCUCGUUUUGCCUCUGCCUUGUGUUCUGACGUGUUCCCAUAUGUGUCAUCCCAGCCAUAGCCAGACAUUUUUCUUUUUUUAAUUAAAGACUGCAAAUGUGAGAUCAAUUCUUUAAGUCUUAGUCUGUACUGUAAGGUGCUGUUCAGACCUGUGGUGGUCACUUUCAGCGCAUAUGUAUAAACAAUUUUUUUAGAUGGAGGAAUCUAACUUUUUAAUUUUGCGGGAAUUUUUUAAAACCUGGGCUACUUGUGAAAAGAGGGUUUCAUAAUUAAUCCGUUUGCCUUGUUUUUUUAAAUACAAAAAUUUUUGUGACCAUGCUAGUGGCUGGGCCAGUUUACUCCCCCCAUAAGCCCCUGAAACUUAGUGCAGUGACAUUUUAAGGUCAGAGCAAAGUUUUGAUCACCUUCAGACAUCCCUGGUGCUCAGUUCCUUCUCCUAUAGAUUCAGCCAACAUUUCUGCUUUUAUAUUAGAAUGAAACGCAAAGAAUUGUCUUUACCGCCCAGCCAAAAGCAAACAGCCUCAGAAACACUAUGAUAGAAACUGAAUUUUGGCCUCAAUGGUAGGAAUCAGGGAUUCAAAGUGGGGUUAAAAUCUAACCAGCUGGAGCUUCAAGCACCAAUGCUGCCCUGCUAUUUUGGAAUUCUUUCCCACUUGCUGCAUAUUGCUGAUGUCUCUUCUUGUCCACAUGCCUUACACUGUGCUCAAAUGGGUAUUGUAAUUUGUGCUAAAGCAUCGGAUUGUACUUCGAGUGUCAUUGCACAAACCUGUGGGGGAUGUCCCUGAAAAGAAGUCUUGGGGGGGGGGGGAAAUCAGGUGUUGAAUCUCUUGUAUGUGUCAUUGCAGCACUUACAAUUGCACCACAGAGCAUACUCAGAAUGUUAAAACUAUCAUCCUCUGUGACAAAGGUACAGCUGGCUCCCAAGCAGAAAUGCUAGUGUGGAGAAGAAGUACAUCAUUUAAUAGGAUAGUUGCCCUGAUGCAUUGGCACAAUUCAUGUUUUUUUUGUUUGUUUGUUUUUUACUGAUGUAAGUUUCAUGCUGUCUUGAUUUGCCAACAGUGUUGUCUAGUUGGGAAAUAAAAUGGAAAGGGUUGGGGCUGGAGGGUGGGAGGGUAGGGGAAGGUUUGGGAGGGGCAUUAGUUAAUCCCUGGCUUGGGACAGGAGCUAGUUGCUGCAUUUGGUAACUUCUCCUUUGUCAGAGCAUAGCCAAGAUGUGAAAUUAAAUCUGCAGUACUCUUCCUUAUAUUUAACAGAAAUUAUUUUAAUAAAUACUCAUACUUUUCAAGAGCAUUCUUUCUUCCCAUUAAGCACUUACAAUAUAAAAUUCUGAUAGACCUAUCAAUGGAGCAGGGGUAAUGGGAAUUGGUAUUUUCACUACUUUGGCAAGAGGCUGUUCAAUUUGAGAUCCCAUUCUGUUCCUUUACUUGUUCUCCCUACUUUCAUCAGUAUGGGAUAGCAAGGCCAAAAGCAGUGCCAGUGAUCACCAACAUGAAAAGGCACACAAGAAAAGGCUGAGGGGCAUUAUUCAAGAAGUAGUUUGAAACUGAGCAUCUGGAAUUCAGCCUAAAUUACACCAGUUCUGUUCACUUCAACUUAGAAACAAAUGUACAGUCCCUUCUUAGUUUUUGUUGAUCAGCCUGAACAUAACUCUAAAAAGGGCUUGAAUAGUAUAUCCAGAAAUGGACAAGAAAGUAAGAAUCCUCUCUUUCUGAGCCGUUAGCGGCGCCUAACAACACAGCCAUCUACUGCCUUCAGUUGAGUUUUUGUCCUUCACUGUAUAGAUUAAUGCAUUACAAAUGCUUUGCAAAAAAGCAGCUGGUACUCCUGAAAGAGUAACUGCAGUUUUAAUAUCAAUAGCAUGCACAUUUUUGUUUCCUUAAAUCUAAAAAUGUUUUUAUAGGGCUGUUAAACUGACACUUUAGGGUAGAAUAUUGUUAAUAACUUGCUAGUGGCUUCUUUGUUUGGGUCAGAAAAAUAAAUUGUGCCAAGAAAGUAUUUUAAUGUGGCAUGAAUUGAUGCUGUUAAUGCAAUUCCAUUGAAUGGCUGGUGUUAUGCCUUAUUAACUGGAAAUAGAAAAUUGAGCUCCUGGGGUGGAAGUAGUCUUUAUUCAAAAGCUGUGUACUUAAAACAAGCCUUGUUCCUGACUUACAUAAAUCUUUCUCCCUUACCACCACCUAGAGUUCGCAUCUUCCCAAUGUCUGAGGUUCUUCUGUAACAAUUCGUAUAGCCAUGUGGUAUAUUAGCGUAAGUAAUCUUGUCCAAAAUGAUACUAAAUUGAUUUGGGACUCAUACUUGAGUUACCUUUCAUAUGCAAACACAUCAGGAUUUUAAGAUGGGGGCUCUGGCAGCUGUUGGCAGCAUGAUGUCAGUUAAACCUCUCCAGAGCAAGUCUGACUGACCCAGUGCACAAAAUGGCUUCCGAACUAGACUAGGACUUCCAGCAUUGUUAAGACCGGUGCUUCUGAACGUGCUAGCAAGGGUGGAAAUUGUUACCUCCCAAAACAGUGUUGUGUAUUGACCCUAAAUCUAGAGCUAGGAUGUGUCUCAGAUCUUCACUUAGUCUGGGAAGUCUGGAGCUACAAAGCUGCAGCCACCACUAGGAAGGUUUUGAUGUGUUUGCUUUGGGUCAGAAUUUUCCACCUCUCAGACACCAGGGAUUCAUUAUUGUGUGUAAUAUUAGGUUUUCUUCAGCACCCCUGAAUCCAGGAUUCUAAUGAGAAUUGGAGGCCUGGAAUUCAGUGCAGUAUAGUAAAUUCACUCACCUGAUCAUUUUUCCCAAUGUUUUGCCAGCUGCACCUUUAUUCCGUACAUAUAUAAAGAGGAGAUACUGGGGUACUGGGAGGCAAGACUGCUUACAGGGGAGGAAAAGUUGCUGGAUAUUGAGAUCUUGAAAUAAUGGUUUUCCUUUUGCAUCCUACAGUAGGGCUCAGGGUUGGAGGGUGACAGUGAUGCAUGGGCAUGGAGACAUAGGGCUUGUCUACAUUAGGGAAACUUGGCAAACAUUUCCCACUGUCACGCAGACUGAUUCAGCUCCACCAAAGUUAGCAAAGUUGGGAGCCCUAAUCUAGAUGGGUUGCAAGCUGUCCACCUGCAUUUUAAGCACGUGGACCAGAUUGUCAAAAAUCCCCCUGGGAGCCUAUCUCCAUCUUCCGGCACCUCAAAAUCUAUUGAAAAGCUGGCUCCGUGUUGCUUAACCUUGCUCAGAGCAGUUUUAACUGACACCGGGCUUAAAAUGCUAGUGGCAGCCAGAGGGUCCUCUGCAUUAUGGGGCCAAACGUAACUAACCCUGGCGGAGCUGAAGUAGUGUUAGCACCAGUGUAGAAGAGGCUUGAACAGAGAAUAGCCCUUCUCUUAGAAGGAGGAAGUGUGCUUCAGGCUCUUGGAAUUCUUUCUCAAACCCUGUUUUGAUACAGUGGAACAAUGACUGCUGUGGCAUUAUUUUUGUGCUUUAGUAUCGCCAUUUAGAAAGUCUGUGAGAGUAAAAUAAAUACGGUAUCUUGGAGUCUUUGGAAUUAGUUAUUGUAAAUCUUUUUUGGCUUUAACCUUUAGUUAAUUAACUCAUAUUAGGGCUUUUUAAAAAGAAAAAAGUCCAUCUUAGCAGUAAACAAAACUGCAUCAUCCUUGUAUAAAGUGAUUAGCUUGAUUUUGCCCUCCCCCCUCCCCCGCAAUGUUUUUUGUUUUAAAUAUAGGGCAGCCUCUCAUUAUUUCUAUAUAUGUUUCUUACACACUUAGCCAUAAUUUUUAUUUUUUCCCUAUUAAUCUAUAUGCCAUUAUGGCUAGCAAUUUCUCAUCUUAUUUCUUCCCCUUCCCCCCAAUCUCCAUUCCCAAAAAUAUAUUGUCCUUGGCCAUUUUUACUUCUGAAAUAAAUUUGCCAACCACAAUGGUGAAUGCCACAGCAAUAUGUCCUCUCAGUAGCGUUCUGGUUAUUUCAAACCUGACACAGGGCAGAUUUAGAAUGUGAUCCCUAGAGAAAACAGUUACCUAUGUGUUUAGGAUUUUUUUUUUUUUGGUAUUUUUUAAUCAGGGUAGAAAGUGUAAAUGCUUUUCCUACAUCUGCCACUGAGCCUGUUUUAAAAGCCUUCUGAAAGUCAACCACUGAAGCACACGGGAAGUUAGCGCUCCUACACUAGUCAAAAUUCAAGGAAAUCAUGGGUUGCAAUGACUACGGAGUUACUGCUGAUGGUAAAAACACUAAAUGUUUUACUGGGAGGUAACUGAUUUUAAAAAGAAAAAUGCAGCAACGCUCUCCCUCCUCGCUUGGUUUUGGCCAUCUGUCAAACAUAAAUGUCCCCAAGCCAUACUGUUGUUCAGUCAUGGGGGGGAAAACAUGUGGCGAGCUAUAUACCAGCUUUCCACGAGGGGUAAUACUCUGUGCUCAGGCCUUUCUGUAAUAAAGUAUCUUCUGUGUGGUUUCCCUUAUCUCAUCAUGGCAGACUUUAUUAGGAUGUCUUGCCCCAUGCCUGUGAGAGGUUUCAGUUCGGCUGUGCGAGCUUCAUAGUUUGGGGCACUGGAUUGUUGCUAGCUUGCGGAGCAAGCAUGUUCACAUUUGGGUCUCCUUUGUGACAGUGUGGGGCGGGGAAAGUGUCUUUGAGGGAUGAUAUUCUUGUGAAUAAUUAGACUUGAAACGCCGACAUUAGAACAGUUUACCCCUAGCAAUGCCAGAAUACUGAUGCUUUCCUUCAGGCAGUAUUUUCCCAGGUGCAAGCUUUAGUUUGAUUUGGCUGCUGUGAUGGUCUACUUGAAACCAGCAGGUAUUUGUGCAUCAGGAUAAUAGAAUAAAAAUGGUUGAGCUGCUGGAAAAAUCAGUUCAACACAUUAGUUCUUCUAAAGAUUAAAACGUGGAGGGGAAGGGGAAUCUACCUGCCAGAUUAAAAAGUGUUCUCAUUGGAGCCUCUGGUGUAGAUUUAAUGGUUUUCUCUUCCCUUUUGUUCCCUUGUUCACAUUAUCUGCAUUUGGAUUAGAAGUGCCCUACGCAAAUUAUUGUACAUACUUAUAAGUACCUUUGGAAGACGCAUGUUAUGAUGAAACUGAAGAUCUUUGCAUCUCAAGCCCCAGCAAGUGGUAUGUUUUCCUUGGAAACAGGAAGAGGAGAAUUAAUUGAUUUUUUGGGGGGGCUGAUGAUCCUGCAAACUGGCAGGUGGUGUUGCCAAGAAUAAAGCUAAGUAUCUUCUGAUCUCCCCACAAAGAUGGAUUUUUUUGUUUUGUUUUGUUUUAGACCCAUGGCUUACUGGAGAUGUGCAAAAUCCAGUAUUUUACACAGCAGGGGGAUGAGGGGAGAGUUCAUGCUUUUUUCAUCUUGCUUUAUGGUAGCUUUGUAUAGAGGAACUACUUCCUAUCAUCACUGGAAAAACUUUUAUUCCUGUUCUUGUCACAUUACAUACCAUCUAGCAACUGAAGCCCAAAAUACUGCCUCUGAGACCACAGUACCCUUGCUGCUUUCUUCCGUGUUGGAAGAUCUUAGGAAAUAUGAGUGUUUGGUGUGUGUAUCUCUAAGUGUAUUGUGUGACAAAACCUUGACUUGAUUAAAAUCUACUUUGUAAAGUAAAAA